Molecule: messenger RNA, 1129 nt
Organism: Drosophila kikkawai
Lineage: Eukaryota; Metazoa; Arthropoda; Insecta; Diptera; Drosophilidae
Cellular component (GO): cytosol; nascent polypeptide-associated complex
Source: RefSeq, a predicted model, not a curated record
CCCUGUGGUGCUGGCUACUCUGUAGCAUCCGACAGUAGAUGGCUGUAUAACCUUAAAACAUAGUACUCCAAAAGAAGCCGGCAAAGCUACAUUUUUUUUUUUUUAUAUAAAAAACCUUCCGCAGUCGUUCUCGAAGCAAUUGUAAGAAGUCAACCAGACACCUAUUUCCAUAAUCUAAUCCAUUAACAAGAAAAAUAAUUGUGCACAACGAAAUACAUACAUACAAGCAUCGUCGCCAUGAACAACCAGUCCAAGUUCAAGAUUAUCGAGGAUGCAGUACGCAUUGGGGGCAAGGGUUCGAUGCGCCGCAAGCGCAAGCGCGUCCCGGCCGCCGCGCCCUUGGAGGCGAAGCGUCUGCAGGCCUCAUUGGAAAAGCUCUCGAUCUACCAGAUGCCGGGCAUCGAGCAGUUGACAUUCUCCAUGGACGACAAGUCCGAGCGGGUGAUCCGCAUGCCCCAUGUACAGGGGGACACGGGAAGUAACCUGCUCGUGAUCAGUGGCACACCCAAGUACGUGGCUGCUCCCUACCAAAAGGAGCCGGCAAAGCCACCGCGUCGGUCGCCGCCACCACCGCCACCGCCGUCGCCAGCUUUCUCCAAUACUAAGUCCGUCAAGAAGCCAAAGAAGUCCCGGAACCGCAUCCGGUUGCGCAACAAGUGCAUCCGGGAGCUGCUAACGGCAGGUGCUGGCGAUGCCGGUGAGAACAUUGACCUGGGAUCGGCAGACGAUUUGUUGGACAGCCCCAGAUACUUUGGGGUCGGUGGCGGAGAUGACGAUUCCGAUAAAACCACGGUACCGUCCGCCGGUUCAGACAUGGAUCAGACCAUUGUGGGUGACGAUUUCCUGAAUGAGUUCGAUGUGGGCGAAGAGAAGGAUAGCGAUGAACCGCAAACCGGGAGCGAGGAAAAUGACAAUGAUCAGGAUGACGACGACGAUAUUGACUGCGAGAACGAGGACUUUCAGUUGACCGUCGACGACAUGCUGUCAUGCCUGGAGGAGAACUGAGGAAACCCAGGCUAACACCGCACAAGCAAAGUACUUUAUACGUAAAAAUUCCACAGAAUGACACAAAUUUUCAUAUAUUUCUUUAUAUUUUUACGCUUUGGUUUACCCAAUUACUGAGUAAAUA